AUGCCACCAAAGAAGAAGCCUGCUCAAACACCCGCUCAAACACCUGCCCAAACACCCGCUCGGACACCUGCUCGGACAUCUGCUCGGACACCUGCUCGAACACCGCGUCAGCAGAGCAACACAUUGACGCCUACCGAAGUUUACGACGAGGAAGAGAACGACUUUAGCAUCAACGUCCAUGCCAGUCUUAUGGAAGACGACGAGAUCAGCAGCGGAGAUGAAGAUAUCGCAGCCAAUAUCCCACAGGGAUGUGCCGUUAGCGACGACGAUCUACUUGAUGACCUGAGCCCUACCGACAUCGAGGCGCUCGUCCAGCGGCUUCUUCCUGGCAUUUGCCAGCAAGAUGUCCAAGACUUCCUAGCCCAGAUUACUACACACAAUUCGCCGCCCUUUACCAUACCACGCCACGAGCGAGAGCCUAAGAGCUGGCCCUCGACGUACGAAGAGUCGGACCUGUUGUGGGAAGAGGGAGCCAAGGCUGAGCGAGCAAUCAAGCUACCUGUCGGAACCAAUAUGCCGAAGUGGUUGGACACGUCAGAGGAUCAGCUAGCGAUGUUAAUGCUUUACGCGAAGUUGGGACUGCACCUAAAGUCAUUCCGACCGACCGGCGCCCUCCACAUCAACGCUUUCCCGCGUCGCGUCAACAGAAAGACUGUGCCAACAGGCCAAAAGAUUUUGGAGAAGCUUCCGGCUGUCCUACGGAACUACUGGCAGUGUGUCGCGCAAGAAUGGCUGGCAAGAUCGCAGGCAAAGAUCGCCCUACUUGUCGGAGCGGCUGCAGUCACUACCUAUCUGUCAUAUCUAGACGUGAACGAUGUUCAGCACCAGCAAAUAUGGUUGGCUGAUGGCAACAAUGAGUACCAAUCAAGCAAGACACCACCGUGUUGGAUCGAAUACAACAAGGACAACAAUAUCAAACGCAUCGCAUUCUCAGUUCCGCACCCUGAGUAUUUCAACCGUUACCGCGGCACUGUAGUCACCCACACGAUGAGAGCUAAUGCGCUUAAAGAGCGUUUCAUUGAUUACGCGAUGGUGAAGGUCUGGGGUACGGCACACCUGCAAGGCUUUCUUAGCUCGACAAAGUACCGAUUUCAGACCACAACGGGUAUCAUCCUGCGCAUGUCUGAUUUCGAGAACUACGGCGCAGACAACACCACACUUCGCAAGAUUCUCAGUAUCCCCAACUUAAGCAACGCCACCCUUAACGUCCUCCUCACCGGCUACAAGAAGAUAAGCAAAGAGGAGGUUGAAGGGAUCAAGGCGAUGCGGAGGGCCAUGGACGUCGAACUCACGGAGAAGUCAUCAUACUGGGAUGGAGCGGACGUCGUCUCGAAGUACGGCCACCACGCAUUCACGUUCAAAUUGAUCGCAGAGCGGCGGGAGGGGCCGAGGGAAUCUACCAAGCCCAAGACGCAACCCCUUGCAUUAUCGCUGUAUGAAAUUGAAGGACACCCCUUCCUCAAAAGAUAUAACACCACGGUUUCGGACCUUCUCGCGAAGGAAGAUAUCAAAAAGCAGAAAGCGUGCGCGCGGAGGAGGAAGAGGAGAGCAGUUGAGAUGGAGGGUGAGGACAAAGAGAACGCCGAGGACAGCUAUCAAACACCGAACUUGACGCCUUUGAGAAAGAGAGUCGCAAGCAUUUAA
Alternaria infectoria is the source of this 1644-nucleotide messenger RNA. RefSeq lists its product as uncharacterized. The coding region runs from base 1 to 1644 and encodes 547 amino acids. The transcript has 4 exons. The record is from RefSeq and is a predicted model, not a curated record. NCBI's taxonomy places the organism in Eukaryota, Fungi, Ascomycota, Dothideomycetes, Pleosporales, Pleosporaceae.